AUGGCUGCCACGGCUGCCCAUGAGCUGACGAUCCAAGAAAAACAACGAGACCUUGCUGAACGUCUACUCUUCUGCAAGGAGCUCAAUAUCGUACCUGGCCCCAACGCGGGGCGCAUGCUCCAUGUCCACCAUCACCAUCCCCUCUACCCUCCUACCUCCGCCAUGGCGAUGAAAGACGCCUCCAGGAAGUUGAAAGGAUCCGAAACCGAUUACCGCGAUGUAGUCCAACCCGACACCAUCCGUAUCACCCUCAGUCUUGCGACCCACAAGUCGCUCCCUCGCGUCGACGUCGAAAAGGCGCUCAUCGCACACUACAACACGGCGAAACCCAAAUCCAUGUGCCUCUUCUCCAUCCCUAACGCCGACAUCAGCAAGCUCGGAUCCAAAUUCGAUCACCUCCUUUCCGAUAUCUGCGGCAUCUCGCCGCGUGUCAUCCCGGCCGACCCGUCGAAAGGCCGCAACCACGCCGUCCACACGUACGACAUCAACUUCCGUAACGCCGAGGCUUUCGCCCGCGCCUGCCAACGUCCGGCUUUCCAGUACAGGGGCUCGCCAACGACGAUCACCCUCCCUCAUUCCCCCGUCGACAGGGUAGUCGAGAUCAGGCUCCGUUGUCACUCCGACCGAGACGACCCGGACUUUUGGCUCAACGGCAUCCGCGUUGCCCUCCGCAAAAGCGCCGAGACCCACAACAAGACCUGGGGAACGAAGAUCGCGACCCCGGAGAUCCUACAUUUCCAGCGCAACCUCGAGGUAGUCCCAGACGAACCCUUCCAACUCCUCUUCAGUGGCGACUACUGGUGCUAUGUGCAACUUCCGGAAGAAGCGAUGAAGGAUGUCGAUUUCAACACCUUUUUGCCGGUCCACCUCACCAACAGGCAAGGAGCGGUAGUCGCUCUCAACAACGAUCUUCAGGUUGGCUUCUGCGGCUACUGUCGCCGUCCCGGACAUGUUCGUUCUGUCUGUCCGAUCCAGCAAGCCAAGACCCAACGGCAGGUGGUCGGACUCAACCGCGCGGUCGCUUCUCAACCUCGGACAGGGGCACCGGCGAUGGAUGGGCGACGGCCACCCAGAGCAGCAAGGCCCGGCCGACUACCACCCCUAGUCCGGCUACGGGGGCAAACGGGAUGACGCUCACCAACGCCUUUGCGGGAUUGGAAGAGGAGGACAUGGAAGAGGAAGGGGAUGAGGAAAAUGAGGAAAAUAGGGCCGAAGGAAGGGGCGGUCAGAAAGAGGAGAUGAGGAGCGGUCCGGCGGAAAAGGAGGAGGAUGGAAGUCAGGAAGAAGAGGAGACGGAGGAUGAACAAGCAAUGGAAGUAGAGCAGGGGUCGAGCUCGUUAUCAUCUAAACCGAACAGCAACGACUUUGGGCUGGCGGCGGCUCUAUCGACCCCGGUAUCAUCGCACUUGAGCUCGGCUGAUUCGAGCCCGAUCCCGUCUUCAACACCUCUCUCGUCGUUGGCACCUCCGACUUCACCACGCUCCAAGAGACCGGCACCGUACGAAAGGCCGACCACUCGCGCCCCGAAGGGAACAGCGCUCGCACCCUCUCCUCUAUCUUCUGGUUCAGUGUCCUUGAUGGACACAAAUUAAGAACUACCCAAAAUGAUUGUACCACCAACUCGACCUGACUUGGACCAGCUCCACCUUCUCACUUUCAAUGUAAACUCUAUUGCUGACUUGGGGCGCCAGGAGCGUUUCCUCGUCUACCUCUCUUCCCUCUCUCCACCCCCUUCCAUUGUAUUUGUACAGGAGCACGGAUUAAAGAGUCGAUCACAACGGGAGCGCUUCGAGCGAUGUUGGAAAGGGCGGGUCUUCUUCAGAGACCUUGUCGCCACCCUCAUCCCGGAGCGCUCCCGCCUGUACGUCCUUUCCCCUACUUUUCGAGACCUUCCUGACCCUCGAAUACUUACUAUCAACUACUUUUUGAAUUCACAGAAAUACCAGUUCGUGAACUACUAUGCCCCCGUGAACCCGAAGGAACGCAAGGCCCACUUCAGCACUUUUUCGCUCGACCGAGAACCCGAAACGACCGUUAGGAUCAUCGCUGGAGACUUGAACGACUGUCCGAACGUUAUGGUGGAUCGAAAAUCUGUUUCUACAGAGGGACGGUCUGGCUCUGCCCCCACCUACUGGCGUACUCUCAUCGGCCGGCUCCCUUUUGCUGUGAUCGACACGAUCCAAUACCUGCACCCUCACUCGAACCACUUCAGCAGGCCACAUCAACAGGCGGGCAAGAUCAAGUCCUGGUCGCGCAUCGACUACAUCCUCUUGUCGGAACAACAUGCUCAGCUGCUGGUCUCGGGGACCACGUACCUCGACGCGCUCCUCUCGGACCAUCGCCCCGUGUAUGUGGGGAUCGCCUGCCCAUCCGCCAAAAGCACGCCGGCCCUGCCCUCGCUCCCGGAAACGUCGUCCCAGUUGCUACGAGUCAACACACGAGUCUAUGCCGACGAAGCCUUUGCAGCUCGCAUACCUUUCAUCAUCGACGCAUCUCGCGAGUCCCACCCGCUCGAUCCGCUUGCGGCUUUUGAGGAAGCGAUGUCUCGACUAAGAUCUGCCUCGAGUGACCAUGCUCGCCACCUGAAUCGGCAAUUUUCGACGACAAAGGAAACGCUCGAGCGUCGUAUCCAUGAGCUCGAAGCACUCGGUACUUUCGACGACGGGAGACGAGCCGAAUGGCAAGAUCUGGUGGCCAUGACCAAGGUUUUGAUCCUAGACCGAGCCCGUCAAAUGAGGAUUCGUGCGCACAUCCCGGAACUCAGCUCGGAGGAGCAGCUCUCCCACACGGUCCAUGCACGACUCGCCGCUCGCCGUACGGCCAUCAAGAUCGACACCCUUCGUCUGGCGGAUGGCUCGCCCUCAACGGACCUUACCAAGUGCUUGGACCACGCGCGAGCAUACUUCCAAGACCACCACACGCCAGAUGAUCGCGAUCCCGCUCAAGUCGAAGCUGCUCGCUCUACCCUUCUUGAUCCCGUACGACGCGCUUUACCAAGAGGCAAGAAGCACUCCGAUUCAAGGUUCAUGAGGCCGAUGACUGCGCGACACGCCAAGCUGCUCGAGGAACCUUUCACUGCCGACGAGUUUGCAGCCGCAAUUGCCAAGACUGACAAGGGCCGAAGUCCAGGAGCGAGCGGGCUACCGUACGAGAUGUAUCAGUCCUCCCCAACCGUCUUUGCGGAGCUACUGGCCUCGACUUGCAAUGAGGCGUGGACGAAAGGUGCUCUGCCUGAAUCGAUGACCAAAGGAAUUGUCCGCCUCCUCAAAAAGUCAAAGCCCGACGCUGACUACUCGGACCUCAAGUACUACCGCCCGAUCACGCUUCGCGAGUGCUCGUACAAGUUGAUGACCAAGGUCCUCGUAGCAAGGCUGAACAAAGUGCUGCCAUCCGUUCUUCGCCUUUCACAACAUGGUUUCAUGCCUGGUCGAAAGGCCUCAGACGCGGGAAGUCACUUGUCCCUGCUCCUUGAACAAAUUCGCUCCCUUGACCUUGCUGACUCGGCUCUCCUAUCGCUUGAUCAGGAAAGCGCAUAUGACCUAGUUGAUCGUGACUGGAUCAUGAGCGUCUUUCGAGCGAUGGGAGCGCCAGAACGCUUCCUUGGCCUUCUCAACGUUAUCUACAGAUCGGUGUCACUUCGUUACAUCAUCAAUGGAUACCUCACGGAAGCUGUGCGCAUGCUGUGCGGGCUGGGGCAAGGAGAUCCCGUGAGUUGUCCCAUCUGGAACGUGUGCUUUCAGCCCUACCUCGAUGCCCUAGUGA
Microbotryum saponariae is the source of this 3762-nucleotide messenger RNA. NCBI's taxonomy places the organism in Eukaryota, Fungi, Basidiomycota, Microbotryomycetes, Microbotryales, Microbotryaceae. The record is from the annotation of a GenBank genome assembly.